This is a messenger RNA of Saxophila tyrrhenica, 2463 nucleotides long. RefSeq lists its product as uncharacterized. NCBI's taxonomy places the organism in Eukaryota, Fungi, Ascomycota, Dothideomycetes, Mycosphaerellales, Extremaceae. The coding region runs from base 1 to 2463 and encodes 820 amino acids. The record is from RefSeq and is a predicted model, not a curated record. The transcript is spliced from 2 exons.
AUGGACCUCUCUGACCUGGACUUCAACGACCCAGACGCCGUCAUGCGAGCAAUGGGCGGCGGAGCUGGAACAAAUCUCCCUGUGCCGACGUCUCUUUCGCCCCAGCAAGUACGACGGGAGGCGAGAGAUCGGUCAAAGCAGAUCUUCGCAGACUGGUACCAGCUGCGGGCCAUCCUGGACCGGCAUGCUCCAGCCAUACACAAACGAUGGGGAAAGAAGACGAAGAACCAGCGCAAGGAGAUCCUGCUGGCAGUAUGGCCCAACAUGGCCGCCACUCAUCGACCCGACUUCGCUGCGUUCAGGAAGGAAAAUGAAAGGCAACGUGCUGCAGGCACGAAAUUCAGAGACGCUUACAUGUGGCCGUACAUCAAUCUCGAGGAUCUGUCGAAACCACGGACUCUACUCUUAUUUCUUGAAUCUCGGUCAAGGAAAACACCUGACGUCUUCGCUGCGGCGGGCGAAGACGCCGCUCACUUGGGUAUGGUCACCCAAGCUGUGGUUCCAGGAUUUCUCAACGAGUACACCAUGAUGUUCACCGGCCGUACAACUCCGCAAACCUACGGCGAGCUCAUCGCGUGGGAAGACAACGACAAAGCGUUCGACUGGCUGAUGUCUCAGAGAGGCAUGCAUCCUGGACAAGGUCUGCUUCUCCUAGAGAUGCAGCAGCGUACCCUGCAUUUUCUGGUCGGCUGCUGUGAGCGGAUCAUGCACGAUAUCCCGCCAGAAGAUUUGGGAGGUGAACAGCACACCAUCCAAGCGCAGCCUGCCCUACCCAAAGAGAUGGUAAAUGGCUUCGACUCUCGCGCAGUCAUGGCCGCAGAAGCACCUUACCGUGUGCCAGCAGGCAUGGAUCUGGCCCGGCUCGAGUCGCUUUUCACCGCAAGAGCCACUGCCGCUGAAGACCACAUCUGGGCACUUCGUGAAGAUCCAGGGUACUUUGCGGAGGCCCUCUUUGAGCUUAAAGAGCAUCGUCAAGAGCUCAUUAGGCACCCAGACGGCUCGGAGCAUCCGCUCUUCAAGUUCAAGCGCGAGGAGAUACUGUGGAGCCGUGUCAUUGGGAGUGUGGUGACUUCUGCUUAUCUGAGUUUAGAGGUCAAGGACCUUCGAAGGCUGCAGACGAAGCACGAAACCAACAUAGCCAUUGAUCUUGAUCUACCAGAAGAGUACCUCUAUGCUCUUCUAAAGUUUCAACACUAUCUCGGCCAGGGGUCCAAAGGCGUACUUGGCCAACUCAAAUACGCUACUUGUGCUUCUCCGUCGUUCCGUCCUUGGUUCGUGCGUGCACCGAAUGGGGACCCAACAUACACCAAGAUGCAGGUGGGAACGAAACCGAACCUGCAGCUGCGCAAGAUCGAGGGCGAACUACUGUGGCUCAUGAGAGUGCUGUGGGAAGAUGGCCAUGACCUUUUCCUUGCAGGACUCACAAAUGUAGUAGACGAACUGGAACGGCUCGUUCACUCAGAGCCUGCGGCGAAGAAACUGCUGUCUCCAUAUGUUGCUGAAAAUAUCGGAGACCUUGCGAUCAUCACCGAGGCCAUGCGACAGCUGCAGAUCUACCAGCCUUGGGCGGCGAGCUUCGAGCACGAAAUGGUUGAUAGGUCAAAGAGCAUCAAGGAAGAGUUCGCACGGACGUCCCAGCCGUGGGAGGCUCUUCUACAAGCCACCGAAGGUCCAAACCAUGGCAAGAUCAUGCGACUUGGUGAUCCGUCCGACAAGAAGUUCUAUCAUCCAGUUGACAAGCGACGCUCGAAGGAGAACGUCGAAGCGAUGCGGAGGGCCGAAGAGAAUGUGGACGCUUUCUGGCUGGCAGUCGAUCAGAACCUUCAGAUGAAACCUGGCAACCAGAUUGAGUCAACAGUACUGCAUAGAUUGUUGGCGCAGUCGAGAACGCUGCAGAGAACGCCGGAAUGGGAAGAUCCUAAUGCAAGUGGCAGUGGGAAGACGGCGGUGGUCGAUGUUGAAGGCUUGAGCAGACCGCUGUCCGACUUGUAUUUCGACCUUCAACGGCGAACCGAGAGAGCGAUAGACCACGAUGUGGCCACCAAGAGAGUCAAAACCAAGGAGAAGACUAGAGGCGUAGCAAGGCCUCAGUCCAGUGUGACCGCUCCACAGCCAACGUCAAACGAACAAGAUCCUCAACCCACCUUCUCUGUCGAUGCUCGAGCACUGAAAGUCUUCCGUACACUCUUCUACACUCCUUCACUCAGCGCGACACCCGGCGAGGUCCCAUGGACCGAUUUCCUGCAUGCACUGGCCUCGACAGGCUUCAAGCCGGAGAAGCUGUAUGGUUCAGUGUGGCAGUUCCAGCCCACUAACCUUGAUGUUGAAAGGAGCAUCCAGUUCCAUGAGCCACAUCCCAACCCCAAGCUGCCCUAUCGAACUGUGAGGCGCUUUGGACGACGGCUGGAGAGGGCGUACGGUUGGUUUGGGGGAAUGUUUCAGCUGGCUAAGAAGGACGACUGA